AUGGUCAAAAAGCACUUGAAAAAUAUCAGACUUGCCAGCGGUAAGACUAAUGGACAGAUUAAGCUCCCUGUGGCUGCACCUCUAGCUGUUCCAGAGUUAGGACGCAAGGGUUUUGUCUCACGCUACAACGACCCAAACCAUCCUGUGAACAAUGGAAAAAUUUCUUCGGUACUUACUGGGAGCUUGUUUGGGAGCAAGUCUGGUCUAAUUGAGCGGGCUGCCACUUCCAUCAAGGGAUCACACGACUCCAAAAGAAUUGCUCGAGGGGAACCUAGAAGUGAACCGAUUAAAGAGAAAUGGCAGCGAUAUCAGCGCAAGAAGAAGCCCGGCCUUGCUAAGAAUGUUCUGCAGCAGGAUGUGCUUUAUCGCCUCAACGUCAACAUGCCGACCGAGGACGAGUUGCAGCAAUCAAUUGCUCAAUUGGAACAUCUCAUGCAGCAGGCUGGGUAG
Molecule: messenger RNA, 450 nt
Organism: Aspergillus oryzae RIB40
Lineage: Eukaryota; Fungi; Ascomycota; Eurotiomycetes; Eurotiales; Aspergillaceae
Exons: 2
Coding region: 1-450 (149 amino acids)
Source: RefSeq, a predicted model, not a curated record